CUCUCUUUCUUCUGUGCUCCACACUUUUUUUUUCUUCUUCCUUAUAUUCAAUCUGUGGUGUACAGUAGAAAGAAGAAAAGAAAAAAAAAAAAAGAAACGUUAAGAAAGCGCCGUCAACAAUUAUGGACUUUCGAACCUAUGCACUUCCUUCACCCACAUCACCUUCUUUUUCCGCCCAAAUACUUCCUUCCUCUCCUAUUAAGAAACCUAGCCGCAUGACUACCCAUCGAAAGCGACCAAGCAAAUCGCACGUUCCAACUGCCUGUGUCAACUGCAAAAAGGCGCAUUUAGCCUGUGAUUUAUCACGCCCUUGCAACAGAUGUAUUGCUGUAGGAAAAACUGACACUUGUUAUGAUAUUCAACACAAAAAACGAGGACGACCAAAACUUAGGGAUAAACAAUCGUCUCCAACAAAACCUGGACCAUCAAAGGCUGCCCUGAGCUCGACAGCUGGUGCCAGGUCCACAUAUAUGCUUACCCCAGGCCUAGCCAAUUCUUCAUUCAGUAUGACCACCUUCCCUGACUAUAUUCCAGAACCAAGACACACAUCCUCGGACAAGAACAUGAUGACGAUCUUCUUGACGAUGGAUAUUUCCUGUGCACGCGUUUCUGAUGAAUCAGUUGAUUUUCUUGGUGUAUAUCCCCAAGAACUAGCUCACCGUUCACUCUACGACCUUGUCUCACCAGAAUAUUCGUCGCAACUAGCUCGCUUGCACCGUUGCCUUUUGGACAAUGCCAAUAUUUCACCCCACACGACCGAUGCCGCCGACGCACUACGCAGCGAUUCAGACGUCUUCAAUUGCUCUCCUUCACUCCUUCU
This is a messenger RNA of Phycomyces blakesleeanus NRRL 1555(-), 820 nucleotides long. Its product is annotated as Zn(2)-C6 fungal-specific transcription factor. The annotation marks the transcript as partial. The record is from RefSeq and is a predicted model, not a curated record. NCBI's taxonomy places the organism in Eukaryota, Fungi, Mucoromycota, Mucoromycetes, Mucorales, Phycomycetaceae. The transcript has 4 exons. Gene Ontology annotation, molecular function: DNA-binding transcription factor activity, RNA polymerase II-specific; zinc ion binding. Gene Ontology annotation, biological process: regulation of DNA-templated transcription.